Messenger RNA from Linnemannia hyalina, 3723 nucleotides. The record is from the annotation of a GenBank genome assembly. Lineage: Eukaryota; Fungi; Mortierellomycota; Mortierellomycetes; Mortierellales; Mortierellaceae.
AUGGAACCAGACUCUGACCAGGUACAGAUCCAGAUUCAUGAGCUUGCCUUGCCUCUUAUUUUAAAGCCAUGGUCAACCGCGAUUACUAUCGAGAUGUUCAAGGAGGAUUAUGACGCAGAAGAGAAAGGCGACUUGUUGUGGGCGGUCAGGUUGGAUGGUGACGAGGAGGCUCUGGCUACUAAAUCAAUCAUGUACCUGGUGGAAAAAACCUGGGAUCCUGGACCUAUGCUGGAGCGUGUCACCCAGCCAGCAGCCUACAGAGACGCGGUCCUCGAUAUUUCACAAGAUCCUCAUAUCAAGAAAUCCUACAAUGCACGUAUCAUGGACGUCACAAAGGCUCUCGCGGGAAAGGGCCUUGUCAAGUUGGAGGAGCCUAAGUUAUGUCCCUUGUCCGCUGUAGCGCACCGUAUCAAGACCGAUUUGCUCGACCCAACCACUAGGAUGGACCCGCUUCCCCUAACAAUUCUUCUCGGUCCUGACAGAAUGCGCAAGACAUUCGCAUCGCCAUCGUCACUAUCGAUUGUAGAGUGGCCCCCUCUCCCCUCGGCCCAGUCGGCAUCGAUGCCAUCAUCAAAUACUGUUGCAUGGCCAAGUAGUGUUUCCACGGCGUCGUCGUCCCAAUCGGCGCCUGCCCCAUCUGCCAAGCCAACUUCUGAAUCGUCAGAUGUGCUCCGAACAUCAACAAUGUCUGCAAGCCCACCGGCACCAUCUCUACCUCAAACCACGCCCCCUCACGCAACCUUCCGUAUUGGAAAGAGACGACAGACUUACACGCUUAAGGACUCAAGAAAGCAUUUGACAUCGGAUGUGGUGAAAUCGUUUUACACCGGGGCAUGUAACGACCGCAUUCGCGACGACGUCAACGAGAAGGUUACAGGAAUGUGGUUGAAGAGGCGGGAGCAGGACACACCAAGUGAGGUGUUUACAGACGUAAAGAAGCGCAAGAUUAUGGAUGGAAUGCUGAAAGGAAGAGUGCCCGCGGGGUUGAAUGAUACAGCUGUAGAGAGAGUCAAGGCUGGCUUCAACGAUACGGCGACGUUCAAAAAGUGCAACCUUACUACUAUUGUCGACACAAAAUCCCGACAGAGCCUGUACAGCGAGUCGGUAAAAAGUGUGUUCGAAUCGUCUUGGGAUGCGGCCAUUCUCCAAUACCAGCCACAAGCCAACAUUGCCGAUGCUGUCAAUUACGGAGACCCCGCAAGCAGUACUGCGACUAUGGAUAAGGGACUGAUUGAGGAGGCAGAUGAUGGCAUGGGUGAGUUCCCGCAGAUGGACGAGGAGGAGCUCGGGCUUGUGAUUGAAGCGGACGCGAAGGCACGGGAACAGAGGAGGAUGAAGAGUGUUACAGUCAGACUUCAAGAUAUUGUGCGUGAAGAACUGUUGAAGGGCAAGAUCUAUUCAGAGCCCAUGGAUGAGUCAAGCAAGAACUUGGAGGAGGAGGAGCCAACGGACUACCAGAAGAUAGUCAGGAUAUUGAGCAGGACACAGGAAGUUCUAACGAACGCGGUGGAUGAACUUGCGUGUCUUGGUCGUAAGACCACUUUGUUGAUGGCCCAGAAUCGAUUCACUUUGCCAGGACAGAGGAACCACGAGCCUGAGCAGAAGGAGAGGGGGGAGGUACCCCACUUUGACCUCAGGGAUACUUUGGUGCCAUCGGCAUUCAUUCCACGCAACGACACAGCGCCGACAAUGCCAGUAGCGCCUAUACCGGAGUCCCUUGAAUGCUUUGUGAACUCCUCACCCACUGGUGACAACAAAAAAUGGAUGCAGGACGCCCAGAACCUAUUAUCCUACCACCAUCUAGGGUAUCUCUAUGCAAGAUUCAUGGGUCCAAAUGGCGUUCAAGCGUCCUCUAGCCAGGAGCACCCCCUAUGGGCCAUGCUUGCUGACGAGAUCGAUGACCCCCCAGGACCGCAGUGUCUAUCUGACGAUUGGAGUCCCGGUUGUCCCCACCCUUUGGACGGCCUAUCGACGCUGCUAUGCGACUAUCGAGUGGAGUUGGGAACCAAUUUCAAGAACCUCUGGGAAGGAAACCUUUACUUCAAGUGUCUCGAGUUUUAUUGCGAUUUUCGCUUCGGUUUCACCUUGCCCCAGACCGAGAGAUGCGGUAUUUACGAGCGGACGCGGGCGUUGGCGGAUAAAAAGAUUCGUGCCAAAAAAGAAGCAAGAGCCCAGUCGACACAUUCGCACAAGUCAUGGGUUGACCGAAUGGAACAGACCCAGAAUGAUCUGGGUACCCUCAUAGCAUUCGGAGGAUCUCAAGAUCGUAUCCGCGGAUUACUGGCGUCUCUCGCUAUGCAAGCUGAUCGUGAGCCUGUCGUCGUUGAACCACAUGGAUUGGGUGACCAGAUUCUGGCCGAAAACUCGACAAAUCCAGACCCUUCCACCAAAAAGCAGAAUAUGCUCGAAACCAUCACGCUCCUGGAAUGUACUGAGGAGGCGUUGGAUGAGCUUGACCUAGAAGCAGAGGAGGAAGAAGAGGCCAAGAGAUCUACUGAAGAAUCGCCCAAACUGGAGCAGGCCCCGGACAUUAAUUGGGUUCGAAAGUCAUGCAACAACCCAGACGACUUUUCAGAGCUUGAAUGCGCAGCAAUUGUCCGGAUAGUAGGAGCAUUGCGAGAUUACGUUCCCAAACGCCGCGAGAAGCACGAUGGAGGGACCUCUCCGCCUGAGCACAACGCGGCCACCAUGAUUCGGGUUGUUCUGCUGUCUAAUCACUUCCUGAGCUGUACUGGAUACGCCGAUUUCACUCGGCGGUUCUCCCCUACCCCCUCCUUAUCAGCCCUUCAUCCUAUUCCGUUGAGCGCCGCUGGAAUCUAUGAAGUCCUUUGCCCGAGCUCUGAUCAUCAUUUUGAUGCCAAGAUCGACGAGACUCACCCCAUUACAUCGGUGGAACACGCUAACAAGAACCAGCUGGCAGUCCUUGCGAACUUCUUUGACCUUAAGAAGAUCGAGAAGGUUUGCACCACAUAUGGCCUUGAAUUUGCCAAGCGUGACCUCGAGGAUGCCAAGAAGGACAAGAGCCAACGGAGGCUAGGACGAGACUGGAGUCUCGAAGGAGCACGUACUGGAAUCACUCAAGAGGAUGCCAAGCGACGGCUCAUUGAACUUGGAACGGAGCUAAAGGACCGCGGGAUAUCGCAGGAGGAGAAGAGGCAGCGCUGGCUAGGAGCAGACCAGGAAAGAUACGAGUUAUCAGUCCUCGAGCGGAAGAUGUCCAACACCGGCAACUCGCAUCUUCGUCACACAACGCCUCCAGUCACCGAAUCAAUUCGACACUAUACUGUGGCUACCAGCAACAGAUUCUCAUUGCUGUCAGCCGCACAACAGAGAGCAAGGGCCAAGGAAGCGGUCAUAGUCGAGAGCCACAUCAGAUCCAACGACAACGUCAGGGUCGAGGACGCCAACAAUGAUGAUAACACCACACAAUACCAGGAUGUUCAUGUCGUGGACAUACCAACAGGACACCAACAGGAUGCCGGCCAAGCUCUCCACGCGGACCCUCACCAUGCAGGACCAAUCUCCUCCAAACGGGACGUGGCCGUUGUUGUGCUCCACGGAGCGGCGGGCACACCCGUCGGAAGCAACAUGCCCCCGUCGCCCACACAAAUGAAAACAGAACCAGCCGCCUCUGCUCCUGUUGCUUUCACCCUAUCUUCUUCUCUCGUGGUCAGCGCAUCCGCGACGGAAAGACGACGACUGUCCGCCUCAACGGAGCAGUAG